AUGUGGAAGUCCCGGAGGCCAGGGCCUUGGUUGCGAGCAACGUCAGCGAGACCACCUUCGUCGAAGUCGGUCUGCGAAUCCCGGGAGAGCGGCACAAACCGACGCGAUCCGCCUCAGUGCGCGAGGGUCCGGCUGGACAAGCGAAAGGGAAUCGUUCGAGUCACGGCACGUUUUGACAAAGUCAAGCAUGGUGGGAGAUAUGGCAAUACCGAUAACCAUGGUCAGCGUCUGGAGCACGGUAGCCCCACGCGCUCGAGCCGCCGAGCCAGCAGCGAUGCAGGAAACAUUGAUGACAGUCGCACUGUGGGUGAGAGGCGAGGCAGGAGUCAUGAACGAGAUAAUCGAGUGUCCAGCAGGUCACCACGCGGGCGGACACGUGGAGAAAGAGCAGCGUCAGGCGAAAGCGACACGUCCCGUGAACGCGGAAGCAGCGACGGAAGCGCGUUCGGACACAGAAGCAGAGACCGCCAUGGUGAAGAGGACAGACGAUAUCGCCCAGGGCCUAGUGGUAGCAGUUCGACUGCUGCUUUCGGUCGCCUUGAGUCCAAAUCUCCGCGGGCGGAUGAGUUGAACAACGAGGGUCGUGGUCAAAGAAGCGGUGGUGGGUCUGCUGGGGGCUUGGCCCGGGGAGACAGAGUCGAGGCAAGGUACAGAGGCCGCGGCACCAAGUUCUACAAGGGCAGGAUCUCGAGAAUAAACAGUGACAAAACGAUGGAUAUUGCUUAUGAUGACGGAGAAAAGGAGAUUGGGAUUGCGGCAGAGCAUGUUCGAUCUUUGGAGCCAACAGCCGGUGACAGGCGCGGGAGGACAAGCAAGAUGGCAAAGGGAGACAGAGUCGAGGCGAGGUAUCGCGGAAAGGGAACCAGGUUCUACAAGGGCAAGAUCUCCAGAGUCAAUAGUGACCAGACAUUCGACAUUGCUUAUGACGACGGGGAAAAGGAGAUUGGGAUUGCGUCAGAGCAUGUUCGAUCUUUGGAACCGAUGAACAGCGACAGUGGUGAUGUCAGAGGGAGCAAGAUGGCACGGGGAGACAGAGUCGAGGCAAGGUACCGCGGAAAGGGAACCAGGUUCUACAAGGGCAAGAUCUCCAGAGUCAAUAGUGACCAGACGUUCGAUAUUGCCUAUGAUGACGGGGAAAAGGAGAUUGGGAUUGCGUCGGAGCAUGUUCGAUCUUUGGAACCAGCGAUGAGUGACGGUGGUGGUGUCAGAGGGAGCAAGAUGGCACGGGGAGACAGAGUAGAGGCGAGGUAUCGCGGAAAGGGAACCAGGUUCUACAAGGGCAAGAUCUCCAGAGUCAAUAGUGACCAGACGUUCGAUAUUGCUUAUGACGACGGGGAAAAGGAGAUUGGGAUUGCAGCGGAGCAUGUUCGAUCUUUGGAACCGAUGAACAGCGACAGUGGUGGUGUCAGCGGAAGCAAGAUGGCAAAGGGAGACAGAGUCGAGCGGAGCAUGUUCGAUCUUUGGAACCGAUGA
Ectocarpus siliculosus is the source of this 1473-nucleotide messenger RNA. NCBI's taxonomy places the organism in Eukaryota, Phaeophyceae, Ectocarpales, Ectocarpaceae. The record is from the annotation of a GenBank genome assembly.